GAUAUUUUUACUGAAAACAAGACAAAAAUACCAAGUAAUUUUUUGCAGUGUGACUCCAUUAAAUGUGUGUGUGUGUGUGUGUGUGUGUGUGUGUGUAGAUUAAACAUGAACGGGCCAAAACGGACAUGGCAGCAGGUCAAAAUCAAAUACAAGAACAUUCUGCAGAAUGCAGUGAAAAAGAAUACCCACAGACAAGGCACGGGUGGUGGGUCACCAAAGGCUGACCUUACCCCAGCAGAGGACAUGGCCUUGGAGCUAAAUAAAGGCAGGCCCGUCUUAGAGGGGAUCCCUGGGGGGAAAGAGACGAGCAUAGGUUCCUCCCAAGAUGCCACCCGCUUCAUUCAAGUGUCUGGCAGCACUGUGUUCCUGUUAGAGCCACCAGCACAAGCACCAGACGAUGCUGAUCCAGGUGAAGGCCCCAGUGCAACAGCACAUGAUGGAGACGAUGAUGAGGAGGAGACCAUCUCUCUGGAUUCCAGAAGGCAUGAGGACCCAGAUGCUAUACAGUGGGAAAACCAGCCUGGCAACAUAAGCUCACAAGCUAUCAGAAAGUUGUAUGGCAACCACCUCCGGCGCCAAAUAGAACUGGCAGACAUAGACAUUCAGUACAAGAAGAAAAAGAUGGAAAAUCUUGCACUGGAGUCCGAAAUAAAAAAGAGGACAAUUAGGAAACUGGACCUUGAAAUAAAAAAACUUGAGAGGGAGCUCCAAGAAGAUGACACAGCUCAAAAUAAAAAUUAGCAAUCAGUACAACCAAGUCAUCGUUAUAAGGCAUCGCCCUCUUUUGCCCACCCCCCCAGCACCAGGUGUGGCCACUAGCCUAUGAAGGCCCAAAAUUGUGUGUUCCUUUCUGCUCUGACAAUGGCAUGCCCAUUCGUGCGAGAUGUGGUGGAUGAAGAAGCACUUGUGCUGAGGAGAGCCUUCAGGCGAGAAAGGGUCUUCAGGGACCGGUUGGACCCACUGGCCUUCCCUGAUGACCAUCUAUAUGAAAGAUACAGGUUUUCUGCAGAUGGCAUCAGGUAUCUAUGCAGACUACUGGGUCCCAGGAUUAAGCACCGCACUGCACGGAGCCAUGCACUGAGUGUGGAGCAAAUGGUUUGUGUGGCCUUGCGCUUUUUUGCUAGUGGAGCCUUCCUGUACUCAGUGGGGGAUGCAGAACAGCUGAACAAGGCCACAAUUUGCCGCACAAUAAGGAGUGUGUGUCUGGCUAUCAAAGCAUUAGCAGAUGUCUUCAUCUCCUUCCCUGGCCACAGAAGACUCUGUGACAUCAAAGAGGAGUUCUA
Molecule: messenger RNA, 1283 nt
Organism: Salvelinus fontinalis (brook trout)
Lineage: Eukaryota; Metazoa; Chordata; Actinopteri; Salmoniformes; Salmonidae
Exons: 8
Coding region: 106-741 (211 amino acids)
Source: RefSeq, a predicted model, not a curated record